AUGCUCGCCAAGUUCGCUGCCCUCGCGGCCCUUGUGGCCUCUGCCAACGCCCAGGCUGUUUGCUCUCUCACUGCCGAGACCCACCCUUCCCUUAACUGGUCCAAGUGCACUUCUUCCGGAUGCACCAACGUCGCCGGCUCCGUCACCAUUGAUGCCAACUGGCGCUGGACUCACACUCUCUCCGGCAGCACCAACUGCUACAACGGCAACAAGUGGGAUACCACCAUCUGCAGCACCAACACCGACUGCGCUACCAAGUGCUGCGUUGAUGGCGCUGAAUACUCUUCUACCUAUGGUAUUCAGACCAGCGGCAACUCGCUCAGCCUUCAGUUCGUCACCAAGGGCCAGUACUCGACCAACAUUGGUUCCCGUACUUACCUCAUGAACGGCAACGAUGCCUACCAGGGCUUCGAGCUCCUCGGCAACGAGUUCACCUUCGAUGUCGAUGUGUCCGGCACCGGCUGCGGUCUCAACGGCGCCCUCUACUUCGUCUCCAUGGAUCUUGAUGGUGGCAAGUCCAAGUACUCCACCAACAAGGCUGGUGCCAAGUACGGUACCGGUUACUGCGACGCUCAGUGCCCCCGUGAUCUCAAGUACAUCAACGGUGUUGGUAACGUUGAGGGCUGGUCUUCCUCCACCAACGACCCUAACGCUGGUAUUGGUAACCACGGUACUUGCUGCUCUGAGAUGGAUAUCUGGGAGGCCAACAAGGUCUCGACCGCCUUCACUCCCCACCCCUGCACCACCAUCGACCAGCACAUGUGCGAGGGUAACUCCUGCGGCGGUACCUACUCCACCGACCGCUAUGGCGGUACCUGCGAUGCCGAUGGUUGCGACUUCAACUCUUACCGCAUGGGCAACACCACCUUCUACGGUGAGGGCAAGACCGUCGACACCCGCUCCAAGUUCACCGUCGUCACCCAGUUCAUCAAGAAUUCCGCUGGCGAUCUCGGCGAGAUCAAGCGUUUCUACGUCCAGAACGGCAAGGUCAUUGAGAACUCCCAGUCCAACAUUGCUGGUGUCUCUGGCAACUCCAUCACCCAGUCUUUCUGCGAUGCUCAGAAGACUGCUUUCGGCGAUGUCGGUGACUUCAACGUCAAGGGUGGCCUGAAGCAGAUGGGCAAGGCCCUCGCCAAGCCCAUGGUCCUUGUCAUGUCCAUCUGGGACGACCAUGCCGCCAACAUGCUCUGGCUCGACUCCACCUACCCCGUCGAGGGUGGCAGCCCCGGUGCUUACCGUGGUGAGUGCCCUACCACCUCUGGUGUCCCCGCCGAGGUUGAGGCCAACGCCCCCAACUCCAAGGUCAUCUUCUCCAACAUCAAGUUCGGCCCCAUCGGCUCUACCUUCUCCGGUGGCUCUUCCGGCGGCACCCCCUCCAACCCUUCCAGCUCCGUCAAGCCCGUCACCUCCACUGCUAAGCCUACCACCACCUCUACUGCCUCCAACCCCAGCGGUACCGGUGCUGCUCACUGGGCCCAGUGCGGUGGUAUCGGCUUCAACGGCCCCACCACUUGCCAGAGCCCUUACACUUGCCAGAAGAUCAACGACUACUACUCCCAGUGCUUGUAA
Molecule: messenger RNA, 1569 nt
Organism: Sordaria macrospora k-hell
Lineage: Eukaryota; Fungi; Ascomycota; Sordariomycetes; Sordariales; Sordariaceae
Biological process (GO): carbohydrate metabolic process
Cellular component (GO): extracellular region
Molecular function (GO): cellulose binding; hydrolase activity, hydrolyzing O-glycosyl compounds
Source: RefSeq, a predicted model, not a curated record